UCAAGAUCUAAUUUUUUUUUUGCCCCCCUUAAAGAAAACUCUUUAACUUUUUUUCCUAUUUAUUACUUUUUCACCAUCAUCACUAAGAAAACUUUCAUUUCCACCCAUCCCAAAACAAAAAAACUCCUUGCCCAUCACAUAUCAUUGAAAACCCAAAACAAAAACUCAUCUUUUUCGCAUCAAGAUCCAAUUUUUAUUUCAAAACAACUCAAACCCACAAAAACCCUUCAACACACAAUGGUCUCGCAAGACUCACCACCAAACCCAUCCACCAACAUCAUGCACCAAUUCAUCAUCCCAAACUCCAUACCCGACCAAACCCACUUCCCACACGACCCGUUUGACCCGUACCCGGACGCGCCCCACCCGAUUCCCAACCCUGCCCUUUUCCCCCACGCGCCGCCGGACAUGAUCCACGAGAGGCGCCUGAUGGACCUUCUCGGCACACCAAAUCCGGCCCAAAGGCUCUCCCUCUCUUUGGGCUCAGGCCCAUGCAGCCAGAUCAGGCCAUUCGACCAGGCCCAUUUGAAUCCCGGGUACAUUAAUCCUGGGCCGGACCGCAUAACGAUGGCGGCCGCCGAUUAUUCUUUCCCGGGAAACAACAAUGCCUUUUCCACAUUAAUUUCUUUCAGCAAUUAUCAUCAUCAGCCGUGCUCCACAUCAUCCAACGGCCAGGAAUCGUUCGCCGGAUGCUCGAGGUAUUUGAAGUCAGCCCAGUCGCUUCUUAUGGAGAUGGUGAGUGUUGCGGGGAAAGAUAUCGAGGAUAGCAAUCGGAGGUACGUGGAGAAGCUGUCCCGGGCCGGACGGAAAGGGUUUUACGGGCUCCGGCCCGACUUCAAACCCGAGUUUUCGGACAGCGAGCUGUGUAUUUGCUUAGUCAAGCUGAUUGCUCUGCUGGAGGAGGUAGAGAGAAGAUACGAGGAGUAUUAUCAUCACAUGGAGGAUCUGGUGACGUCAUUCGAGAUGGUAGCGGGUUUAGGGUCGGGCAGCUCGUACACCGCGCUAGCCCUACAGGCCAUGUCCAAGCAUUUUUGGACCCUUAAGAGCGCUAUCAUGGCCCAAAUUCGGGCCGUUAGACUGAAGAUCGAGAAGGAUGGGCCCAAAAUCAGCUCAACGUUGUCUGGGCUGAGCCUGUUGGACCAAGAGGGCCGCCAGAAUCGGGUCUCGCUGCAGCAGAUUGGGCUUCUGCAUAACUCGCGCCAGGCCUGGAAGCCCAUAAGGGGACUCCCCGACACCUCGGUCACCAUUCUUCGGGCUUGGCUUUUCGAGCAUUUUCUGCAUCCUUAUCCUAACGACUCUGAAAAGCUCAUGCUAUCAACACAGACUGGCUUAUCAAAGAAUCAGGUUUCGAAUUGGUUUAUAAAUGCUCGAGUUCGACUGUGGAAGCCGAUGAUUGAGGAGAUGUACAAAGAGGAAUUUGCAGAUUCGUCGACUGAGUCGGACCAACUGCCGACGAGCACGGAGGCAGUCGGGGAUUCUGCCGAGGACUUAAUUUGAAAAUAUUUAUUUGGUGCUUAUGAACCAUAAAAGAUAAUUUUUGUUAGCAUAAAUUAUAUGUUCUUGUUUUGCAACUGUUGCUGCUCAAAUCAAAAUGAUUUGGGCCAUAAUGUUAUGCUAGAGUGUAGGCACCAAAUGAAAUCUGCCUAAUUUUCAUUUUACAAAUGAUAUCUUAUAUCAUUUGGAUUGGAC
This is a messenger RNA of Striga asiatica, 1689 nucleotides long. Lineage: Eukaryota; Viridiplantae; Streptophyta; Magnoliopsida; Lamiales; Orobanchaceae. The record is from the annotation of a GenBank genome assembly.